Messenger RNA from Sciurus carolinensis (gray squirrel), 2290 nucleotides. It is a transcript of the gene Mgat4c, whose product is annotated as MGAT4 family member C. NCBI's taxonomy places the organism in Eukaryota, Metazoa, Chordata, Mammalia, Rodentia, Sciuridae. Gene Ontology annotation, molecular function: acetylglucosaminyltransferase activity. The record is from RefSeq and is a predicted model, not a curated record. The coding region runs from base 201 to 1637 and encodes 478 amino acids. Gene Ontology annotation, biological process: protein N-linked glycosylation. The transcript has 6 exons.
GGAUCACUCACGCUGCCACGCUGCACACAGCACUGUUGGAUCUAGCUGAACGAAUUGUUUUCUCUGUCUCUGAUAAUCAUCAGUGUCUGUAGAGUACAGAUUAUGACAGCUUCUUUCUUCAGACUGUCAUCCGAAGAAUUGGCUCAGAUGUUGAAACUACCAAUGGAUCCACCAUCAAUCAGCCAGAAGUAAAGGAGAGAAUGUUUAGAUUUCAUCAGAUGAAACAUAUUUUUCAAAUACUGGAUAAAAUGAGAUGCUUGCGAAAACGUUCUACAGUGUCAUUCUUGGGAGUUCUUGUCAUUUUCCUCCUAUUUAUGAACUUGUACAUUGAAGAUAGUUAUGUUCUGGAAGGUGACAAACAGCUCAUGAGGGAAACAUCCACACAUCAACUAAAUUCAGAACGCUAUGUUCAUACUUUCAAGGAUUUAUCUAAUUUCUCAGGGUCCAUAAAUGUCACCUAUCGCUACCUAGCUGCCACACCUUUACAAAGAAAACGGUAUCUUACAAUUGGACUUUCAUCAGUGAAACGAAAAAAAGGAAACUAUUUACUUGAGACAAUCAAGUCAAUUUUUGAGCAAUCCAGUUAUGAAGAGCUGAAGGAAAUUUCGGUAGUGGUUCAUCUGGCAGACUUUAAUUCAUCCUGGCGUGAUGUCAUGGUCCAGGAUAUUACACAAAAGUUUGCCCAUCAUAUCAUUGCAGGAAGAUUAAUGGUUAUUCAUGCUCCUGAAGAAUAUUACCCAAUCCUGGAUGGUCUUAAAAGAAAUUACAAUGAUCCAGAAGAUAGAGUCAAAUUUCGUUCCAAACAAAAUGUAGAUUAUGCUUUUCUGCUUAAUUUUUGUGCCAAUACUUCAUAUUAUUAUGUAAUGCUUGAAGACGAUGUCCGAUGUUCCAAAAAUUUCUUAACUGCCAUCAAGAAAGUCAUUGCAUCCUUAGAAGGAACUUACUGGGUAACCCUUGAAUUCUCUAAGCUUGGCUACAUUGGUAAACUGUAUCAUUCUCAUGAUCUCCCACGUUUGGCACAUUUUUUAUUAAUGUUUUAUCAAGAAAUGCCUUGUGAUUGGCUGUUGACUCAUUUUAGGGGUCUGUUGGCUCAGAAAAAUGUGAUCAGGUUUAAACCAUCUCUCUUUCAGCACAUGGGUUAUUAUUCCUCAUAUAAAGGAACUGAGAAUAAACUGAAGGAUGAUGAUUUUGAAGAGGAGUCAUUUGACAUUCCUGAUAACCCCCCUGCAAGUCUGUACACUAACAUGAAUGUGUUUGAAAAUUAUGAAGCAAGCAAAGCUUACAGUAUUGUUGAUGAGUACUUUUGGGGGAAACCACCUUCAACAGGAGAUAUCUUUCUUAUUGUUUUUGAAAAUCCAACUAUAAUUAAAAAAAUUAAAGUGAAUACUGGAACAGAAGAUCGGCAAAAUGACAUUUUGCAUCAUGGAGUUCUUGAUGUUGGGGAAAAAGUCAUGCUUACCAAACAAAUAAAGCAAUGCGACUCCUACUUAAGACUAGGGGAAUUCAAAAAUGGAAACUUUGAAAUGUCAGAAGUGAAUCAAAAAAUUCCAUUUGAUAUACACUGUAUGAGGAUAUGUGUUACCAAAACACAAAAGGAGUGGCUGAUUAUUAGGAGUAUUAGCAUUUGGACUUCUUAGCCAAUUAAAUCAGUGUGUUCAUUUGCCGAAACAGAUCUUUCUGUUUCCUUUUUAGCUAACUUCCUCUUUUGCUACUUUUGUCUUUGGGAAGGAAAACAAUGGAUGCGUAUGUUGAAAGAAAAGUCAAUCAGUUUUGAUUUACACAUUGUCAAUACGAUUUUAUUCUACACAUUUGUGUUUAUUUUUACUUCUGAAGUUAAAUAUCAUCAUGUGGUAGAUCUACUUUCAUUUAUACUUUUAGAUGUUCAUAGUUUAACAAUUUCAAUUGUUAAGGAGUGAUAUGAAAGAUAUAAAAUAAGAAAAUUUGUUUAUUCAAUGGUUAUUCUUGAAAAACAGUUGCCAACUGUAUGUGCUUAUUCAAAAAGUGAUCAUUUUUGUACCAUCAGAUAGCUUUUUUAUUAAGUAUGUCUAUAAAUAUGCAGUUGGCUACAAUUAUAAUCUGGUUUAUUUUUCUUAUAAAUUUAGAUUUUCAUUUACUUCUGUACAUCUGCAGUGAAUACUGUCACAUAGAAGUGGUGUCUUUACAACAUGUUUUUUUCUAAGUAGGGCUAUGGAAAAAAUUUAAAAAUUAUCUUUCCCCUGAUUAUUUAUAUGAAAGGGAACCUUGUUCAUUGUUUAAAACAUUUAAUUGAACAUUUAUUAUUAAUAAAUUU